AUGAAUAUUUUGCGCUCAACUGGGAGCUUGUCCCGGGCUUUCCAGCUAUGCCACGGGCCAAGGUCCCUGCCAGUGAUCCGGUGCCAGGCACGACCUCUUCCUCGUCGGGGAUUCCACGCCGCCGCCUCUCUGUGGGGUGUGAAGUCUCAGGUACUGAAAGAUGUUGGCGAAGGGAUAACGGAGGUCCAAAUAAUCCAGUGGUAUGUCGAGGAGGGGGCAUACAUUGAAGAGUGGAAACCACUAUGUCAAUACCAGUCGGAUAAAGCCGUUGAUGAUAUCACUUCGAGAUACGAAGGCGUCGUCAAGAAGCUCCAUUUCCAAGCAGACGACACAGUACCGACAGGAAAGGCGCUCUGCGAUAUAGAAGUUGAGAAUGGGAAAUAUCCGGAUGAUAACCCGCCGCCUGUUCCAAAGACAGAACCGAUAGAACCAACACCGGCCAGGUCUUCUCCUCCAGAAGCUCCGUCAACACAGCCUACACAAACUACUACACCUGCACCAGUAAACAGCAUCACAAAUAACAAGCCGAGAUCACCUCAUGCAACAUUGGCUACCCCAGCGGUCCGUGGCAUGCUGAAGAUCCACAAUGUGAACAUUGAAGAUGUACAUGGGACAGGCAAGGAUGGGCGCGUCCUCAAGGAAGAUGUGCAGCGCUUCAUCGCCGAGCGAGACCAAGCACCUUCAACACAGCCCACUGCUCCGGGGGUGCAAGAAGAGACCGCAGUCAAAUUAACACCAAUCCAGAGUCAGAUGUUUAAGAACAUGACAAACUCCCUCAGCAUCCCGCAAUUCCUCUACGCUGAUGAACUCAACGUUAAUAACGUAAUGGCCAUUAGAAAGAAGCUAGCCAACGACCCCAAAGACCCCCAAAAGAUCAGCCUCCUCUCCUUCGUCAUCAAAGCCAUGUCCCUGGCUUUGAACGACUACCCGCUUCUCAACGCAAAGAUCGAUACAACCGAUCCGGCCAAACCACAAUUGAUCAUGCGAUCAAAACACAACAUCGGCGUCGCCAUGGACACCCCUCAAGGCUUGUUAGUCCCCAAUAUCAAAGACGUCGCCAAUCGCUCUAUCCUAGAAAUUGCCGCGGAAAUCAUACGCUUGAAUGCACUCGCGAAAGAAAGAAAGCUCACACCCGCCGACCUCAGCGGUGGCACAAUCACUGCCUCUAAUAUCGGAAACAUUGGAGGUACAUACGUCGCACCGGUAGUCAUACCGAACGAGAUGGCCAUCCUCGGCAUUGGCAAAUCCAGAACAGUACCCAUCUUUGAUGAUGCUGGUCAGGUUACAAAAGGCGAGCUCGUGAAUUUCAGCUGGAGCGCCGACCAUCGCGUGGUGGACGGUGCCACGAUGGCCCGGAUGGCUAAUCGCGUCCGGGAACUCGUCGAGUCACCGGAGCAGAUGCUGUUGAACUUGCGAUAGCUUAUACAUAGAGUUAACUCCCUGUCUGAUGCCUGCAUCUGCGGUAGUGAUUAGCGCCGGCUCAAUGCCACAUAGCAUAGAUGACUGCAAAUGGAAACAUGUAUUUUCGCC
Aspergillus costaricaensis CBS 115574 is the source of this 1530-nucleotide messenger RNA. Its product is annotated as putative biotin-dependent 2-oxo acid dehydrogenases acyltransferase. Gene Ontology annotation, molecular function: acetyltransferase activity; lipoic acid binding. Bases 1 to 1419 code for a protein of 472 amino acids. The transcript has 4 exons. Lineage: Eukaryota; Fungi; Ascomycota; Eurotiomycetes; Eurotiales; Aspergillaceae. Gene Ontology annotation, cellular component: mitochondrion; cytoplasm. The record is from RefSeq and is a predicted model, not a curated record.